AAAUGAUUUUUCCAAAUAAGGAAAUUUAUCUCUGUACCAUUGGGUUAAAUUCAAGUAUCUUACCUGGAAAUAGCAUAGCAGCUCUGGGGUCUGGCACUCGGAGAAGAAAAGUGAGUGACAGAGAGGUUCAGUAAUUUGCCCAGUCACCUAGCUACUACAAACCUGGAGAGCCUGGCUACAGAGCUCAUCAUCUAAAACAUUAUUCAGAUAAGAGAGUCUUCGGGACCAUUAUGGCAGUCAAGUGGACUGGCGGACAUUCUUCUCCUGUCCUCUGCCUAAAUGCAAGUAAAGAAGGGCUGCUGGCUUCCGGAGCGGAGGGUGGAGAUCUCACGGCUUGGGGUGAAGAUGGAACUCCAUUAGGACACAUGCGGUUCCAAGGGGCUGAUGAUGUUACCAGUGUCUUAUUUUCUCCCUCCUGCCCCACCAAGCUCUACGCCUCACAUGGAGAAACCAUUAGUGUACUGGAUGUCAGGUCCCUCAAAGAUUCCUUGGACCAUUUUCAUGUGAAUGAAGAAGAAAUCAAUUGUCUUUCAUUGAAUCAAACUGAAAACCUGCUGGCUUCUGCCGAUGACUCUGGGGCGAUCAAAAUCCUAGACGUGGAGAACAAGAAGGUCGUCAGAUCCUUGAAGAGACACUCCAACAUCUGCUCUUCGGUGGCUUUUCGACCUCAGAGGCCUCAGAGCCUGGUGUCAUGUGGACUGGAUAUGCAGGUGAUGCUGUGGAGUCUUCAAAAAGCCCGACCACUCUGGAUUACAAAUUUACAGGAGGAUGAAACAGAAGAAAUGGAAGGCCCACAGUCACCUGGUCAGCUCUUAAACCCUGCCCUAGCCCACUGUAUCUCUGUGGCUUCGUGUGGUAAUAUUUUUAGUUGUGGUGCAGAAGAUGGUAAGGUUCGAAUCUUUCGGGUGAUGGGAGUUAAGUGUGAACAGGAACUGGGAUUUAAGGGCCACACUUUAGGGGUAUCCCAGGUCUGCUUUCUCCCAGAAUCCUAUUUGCUGCUUACUGGAGGGAAUGAUGGGAAGAUCAUGUUGUGGGAUGCAAACAGUGAAGUUGAGAAGAAACAGAAGAGUCCUACAAAACGUACCCACAGGAAGAAACCUAAAAGAGGAACUUGCACCAAGCAGGGUGGAAAUACUGACGCUUCAGUAACGGAUGAGGAAGAACAUGGCAACAUUUUACCAAAGCUAAAUAUUGAACAUGGAGAAAAAGUGAAUUGGCUCUUGGGUACAAAAAUAAAGGGACACCAAAAUAUAUUAGUAGCUGAUCAAACUAGUUGUAUAUCUGUAUAUCCCUUAAAUGAAUUUUAAAUCCAAUAAAAACAUUUGAAGAAUUGUGGCAAAACUGUU
This is a messenger RNA of Macaca mulatta (Rhesus monkey), 1346 nucleotides long. It is a transcript of the gene WDR53, whose product is annotated as WD repeat domain 53. Gene Ontology annotation, molecular function: protein binding. The record is from RefSeq and is a predicted model, not a curated record. Lineage: Eukaryota; Metazoa; Chordata; Mammalia; Primates; Cercopithecidae.